Molecule: messenger RNA, 740 nt
Organism: Schistosoma curassoni
Lineage: Eukaryota; Metazoa; Platyhelminthes; Trematoda; Strigeidida; Schistosomatidae
Source: the annotation of a GenBank genome assembly
UUAUCAUCAAUAUCAAUUUGAUCUCAGUUCAAUUAAAUAUUGUACAUUUAAUUUUGAACCAAUAAACUUUUAAGAUAAUAGUAAAUAUCUUCUUUAAAUAAAGAAAGAGAAACUAACUAGAACAUUCACUACAUCAUUAUAAUAGAUUGACAAUGGAAAUUUAAUAAUAGAUUAGUAAAUUAUCUAUAAUAUUCAAAUCUAACAUGAAACUAAUAUUUUUCAUAUCUCUUAUAUUCAUCAGUUCCAUAUGGAUCUAUUCAGUUGAAUCCAUCAAAUGUUAUACAUGUGAUCAAUGUUCAUUACCUUUACAACUAGAACAUUUAGAAGUAGCGGAUGGUUGUAAAUUUUGUAAAACCAUAGAACAUUCACGUUAUUUCUUAGGAGGUAUAGCAACAAGACAAUGUGUACAACAUUGUAAACCAUUAUCAAAUUGGCUUUAUUGGAGUUAUAAAUCAGUACAAUUUACAGUAAAUUGUUGUAAUCAAGAUUUGUGUAAUACAUCUAAUUUUAAAUCAAUUAAUAUGUAUCUACUAUUAAUUUGUCCUUUAUUAUGGCAAUAUUUUAUUGAUUUUCUUUAAACUUUACCGUUUUUAUCACUUAUAUACCCUGAAAUACUUGACCUCAUAGUAAUCAUUUUUAGAAAUUUACAGUAAUUUUUCUCAUAUAUGCUAUUGAUAGUGGUUUGUUUUUUUUAGAAAACAUUUUUAUACUACUGAUUAGUAAACAAAUUAAAUAUUCGC